AUGGGAAAUACUGAGAGUAAUGUGACCAGUGGCGUUAAGAAGCAGGCCGGAGUGUCCACCCAGGCACUGUACAAGUUCGUUAACCUAAAGGGCGGUGGACUGCUCGUGGACAUGAUGAAGCGUGCGAUACAGAACAAACAGUAUGCCGAGAUCGAUCAUGCGAUCAAGACGAAGGUCGAACCGUUUCUCUACAACAAAGGCAAGGGAAAGUACAUCCCAGUGUCGGUGCUGGUGCUGUUACGAAAUCGGGAACGACCGCGCCAUAAACAGCUGCCAGAUAUACGCGCGAUGGAGAAUCCGGAGGAAGAUUUUGAUAUUGAUGCGGUUUGUCCGGAAGUGAGCGAAGCAGAGUACUAUCUAAAUCCUUCCGGGUAUCGGGAAGUUUGCUGGAACAUUAAGGAACGCGGAGCUGUAGGAGAGACUAUUCUACACCUAUGUCUACUCAAUGCAACCUCGCUGCAUGCGGAUUUAGCGAAACGGCUGCUCCGCUUCUAUCCCAAACUCAUCAACGACGUGUACAUGUGCGAUGAGUACUACGGAGAAAGUGUGUUACAUCUAGCGAUCGUAAACGAAGAUCCUGCCAUGGUGAAGUACCUGCUCGAUCACAACUCCGACGUAAACGAGCGUUGCUGCGGUACGUUCAUGUGUCCGGAGGAUCAGAAAGCAUCCCGGUACGACAUACUGGAGACAGAAGUCGUCCAAAUGGUACAGAUAACAAACUACGAUGGGUACGUGUAUUGGGGCGAGUAUCCACUAACCUUCGCUGCCUGCCUUGGCCAGGAGGAGUGCUAUCGACUAGUUUUGGCCCGUGGAGCCGAUCCAGAUAACAAGGAUUUCAAUGGUAACACCGUGCUGCAUAUGCUUGUGAUAUACGAGAAGAUCUCAACGUUCGAUAUGGGAUAUGAAGUUGGUUCCUCGUUGAGUAUCCGCAACAACCAAAAUCUAACACCCCUGACGCUCGCAGCAAAGCUCGGACGGGUGGAGAUGUUUUUCCACAUCAUGAACAUCGAACGGGAAAUCUAUUGGCAGCUGGGAAGCAUCACCUGUGCCGCUUAUCCGCUCGUACUCAUCGACACGAUCGACGUAGAGACCGGGAACAUCAGUAAAGAUUCCGCGCUCAAUUUGGUAGUGUUUGGUGAUAAGGACGAGCAUCUUGAUCUACUGGACGGUGUACUGAUCGAUCUGCUCAAGACAAAGUGGAACACCUUCGUGAAGGAUAAGUUCUACCGACAGUUCUUUAUGUUUUUCUGCUACUUCUGUGUAUCGUUGGUAAGCUUCACACUACGCAAUGGACCUCCACCGGCAGAGGAUGACGAGCAGGAAGGGUCUACGGGAGGUAAUAAAACAUCCACCACCAAGGAGGACCUUCGACGACAUCUGUGGACGAACGAAUCUACUGGACAGGAGGACACAAUGGUGACGCUAAGUAGCAAUGGAAGCAUUGGGCUUGAAAUGUUUGUUGGGAAGCUGACGGAGCUACAGCAAAUCAAUGGCAGUACAGUGGAAUCGCCAGACUUUGAUCCUUCCGAAAUGGACGAUGGUCUAUUCUUCAACUCCAAAUGCCACACGAUGGACUACGAUGGCAUGGAAGGGAAGGUGCGUCUCAUAUCGGAGAUGAUUAUAUUGGUGGGAUCGUUCCUCUAUCUACUAGCUGCCCUGCGAGAGUUGAAGUUUCUUGGUCGAAAAAUGUUUUUCGAGAAUCUUAUGACAGCACCCUCCCGGGUUAUGUUUCUGUUUUCCUGCUGCAUAAUGAUGAUCGUACCGUUUUUGAAGGUACUUUGCUUCACGGAAAUGGAGGACCACGUAGCAGUAGCUAUUAUGCUUACAACGGCGCCAUAUUUUCUGUUCUUCUGUCGAGGUUUUAAAACGGUCGGACCUUUCGUAGUGAUGAUAUAUCGCAUGGUGAUGGGUGAUCUGUUGCGUUUCGUUGUGAUCUAUCUGGUGUUUGUGAUGGGCUUCUCGCAGGCCUAUUACAUCGUCUUUCUGUCCUACAAACCGGAGGAAGAUGGUGACGCAAAUCCGAUGCCUUCCCCAAUCGAGUCAAUCGUAGCUAUGUUUCUCAUGUCACUAACAAACUUUGGAGAUUAUUAUGGUGCGCUGGAGAACACAGAUCAUGAAAUGUGUGCUAAGAUCUUGUUCGUAUUGUUCAUGGUGAUUGUAGCCGUACUGUUGGUGAACAUGUUGAUCGCUAUGAUGGGUAACACCUACCAGAAGAUUGCGGAAACGAAGAACGAAUGGCAGCGACAGUGGGCCCGCAUCGUGCUCGUGGUGGAGCGUGGUGUCCCACCGAAGGAACGGCUCAAGAACCUAAUGUCCUACAGUCAACCGAUGUCAGACGGAAGGCGGGCUCUCGUUCUACGACUCAACAUGACGGACGAAGAUAAGGAGGAAAUGAAGGAAAUUCUCGAAAUGAAACGAGUCCACGAUCGUCUCUCGAAGAAGCGUCAAGUUGAGCGUGAUGCACGUGCGGAACAGCGUCGUCUGCUGCGGGAGAAAUACGUCAACAUGUCCUCGUAA
Molecule: messenger RNA, 2517 nt
Organism: Anopheles maculipalpis
Lineage: Eukaryota; Metazoa; Arthropoda; Insecta; Diptera; Culicidae
Gene: nan
Product: transient receptor potential cation channel subfamily V member 5
Exons: 6
Coding region: 1-2517 (838 amino acids)
Biological process (GO): calcium ion import across plasma membrane
Cellular component (GO): membrane
Molecular function (GO): protein binding; calcium channel activity
Source: RefSeq, a predicted model, not a curated record